Monosiga brevicollis MX1 is the source of this 3928-nucleotide messenger RNA. RefSeq lists its product as uncharacterized. Gene Ontology annotation, biological process: endocytosis; actin filament organization; vesicle transport along actin filament. The record is from RefSeq and is a predicted model, not a curated record. Gene Ontology annotation, molecular function: ATP binding; actin filament binding; microfilament motor activity. Gene Ontology annotation, cellular component: actin cytoskeleton; cytoplasm; myosin complex. The coding region runs from base 24 to 3698 and encodes 1224 amino acids. The transcript is spliced from 5 exons. Lineage: Eukaryota; Choanoflagellata; Craspedida; Salpingoecidae.
GGCUGAGACAUCAACCGCCAAUCAUGGAUCAAGGACGCAAGGUCUGGGCGCCCAAUGUGGCCGAGGGCUUCAUUCUGGGUGAAAUCUCGGACUUUGGCGCCGACACCCUCACUGUUCAGCCCAUCGACGGUGGCAAGCCCAUCGAUGCCCCUUACGAUGCCGUCUACCCUGCAGAGGAGGAGGAUGCCAAGGAUGUGGCCGAUAACUGCGCCCUCAUGUACCUGAACGAGGCAACCCUCCUCCAUAACCUGCGUCGCCGCUUCAUGAAGGACGACAUUUACACCUACACGGCCAACAUCCUUCUGGCCAUCAACCCUUACCAUACCUUGGACAUUUACGGCAAGGAAGUGCAGGCCCGUUACCGCGGCGCCUCGCUCGGUGUGGAGCCCCCGCACGUCUACGCCAUUGCCGACAAGGCCUACCGUGACAUGCGUAACCUUCGCCUGAGCCAGGGUAUCAUUGUCAGUGGUGAGUCGGGUGCCGGUAAGACCGAAUCCACCAAGCACAUUCUGCGCUACCUUACCGACUCGUACGGUGGCGGUGGCAACGUCGCCGACCUCGAGUCGCGCAUUCUGGCCGCCAACCCUUUCCUCGAGUCGUUUGGUAACGCCAAGACCACGCGUAACAACAACUCGUCGCGUUUCGGCAAGUUUGUGGAACUCCACUUCAACCGCAACGCCCUUGUUGUGGGUGCCUACAUUGAGCACUACCUCCUUGAAAAGUCACGCAUCAUUGAGCAGUCGGACAAGGAACGUAACUACCACGUCUUUUACCGCCUUUGCAAGGGUGCCCCCGACAACGUGCGCACCGCCCUCAACCUGGGUGCCGUCGACUCGUACGAGUACCUCAAGCACGGUAUCUGCACUGACGUCCAGUUCCUUGAUGACAAGAAGGACUUUGCCAUCAUGGAAAAGUCCAUGGACGACUGUGGUCUCAGCGGCGAGGAGAAGUCAAACGUCUUCCGCAUCUCUGCUGCCGUGCUGCACAUUGGUAACAUCUCCUUCGAUGAUUCUGGUGAUGAUGGUACCGCCACCGUUGCGGCGGACAGCCAAAAGUCGCUCGAGGGUGUCGCCAAGAUGCUCGGCCUCGAAAAGGAUGCCUUCAGCGAGUGCAUGUGCUACAACUUCCUGAACAUUGCCGGUAACGAGAUGAAGAAGGGCAAGACCGUCGAAGACGCGCGCUUCAACCGCAACGCCCUGGCCAAGGCCAUGUACUCAAAGCUCUUCGACUGGAUUGUCGCCCGUAUCAACCAGUGCUUCCCCUUUGACCGCUCUGAGAACUUUAUCGGUGUCCUCGAUAUCGCCGGCUUCGAGUACUUCCAGGUCAACAGCUUUGAGCAGUUUUGCAUCAACUACUGUAACGAGAAGCUUCAGCAGUUCUUCAACGAGCGCGUCCUCAAGGACGAGCAGGAGCUCUACGUCAAGGAGUCGAUCAAGUUCAAGGAGGUUGAGUUUGUGGACAACCAGGACUGCAUUGACCUCAUUGAGCUCAAGGGCACUGGUAUCCUCUCCAUCCUGGAUGAGCAGUCCAAGCUGCCCCGUGCCAACGACGAGGCUUUCACCGAGAAGCUCCACCAGGUGCACAAGGAUCACUUCCGCCUCCAGCUGCCCCGCAAGUCCAAGAUGGCUUACUACAAGAAGCUUCGCGAUGCCGAAGGCUUUAUUGUUCGCCACUUUGCCGGUGCUGUCUGCUACCAGACCAACGGCUUUAUCGAUAAGAACAACGAUGCUCUCACUUACGAUCUGGCCGCCCUCAUGGACAGCUCCAAGGAUCCCUUCACCCGUGCUCUCUUUGAGGCCAAGGAGGGUGAUCCCAAGCCUCAGAAGGGCAAGAUUACCCUCAUCUCCCUGGGCAGCAAGUUUAUCGGCGCCCUUGGCCAGCUCAUGGACAAGCUCCGCUCCACCCGCUCCUCUUUCAUCCGCUGCAUCAAGCCCAACCAGAAGAUGCAGCCCAAGCUCUUCAGCGGCGGCGAAAUUCUCUCCCAGCUGCAGUGCGCUGGCAUGGUCUCCGUGCUUGACCUCAUGCAGGGUGGUUUCCCCUCGCGUACGGCGUUCCAGGACCUGUACGACAUGUACAAGUCGGUGCUGCCCCCUGCACUGGCCUCGCUCGACCCUCGUACCUUCGCCAAGGCCCUCUUCAAGGCCCUUGGUCUGAACGAGGACGAUUUCCAGUUUGGUGUUUCCAAGGUCUUCUUCCGCCCCGGCAAGUUUGCUGAGUUUGACACCAUUAUGAAGUCUGACCCCGAGAACUUGCAGAAGCUGGUUGGCAAGGUCAUGGAGUGGCUUGUCAAGCAGCGCUGGAAAAAGCUGGCCUGGGCUUGCGUCUCGUGCCUCAAGUUUGCCGCCAAGAUUCGUGCUCGCGCUGGCUCAGCCAUUACGAUCCAGAAGACCGUGCUCAUGUACCUUGCGCGCCGCACCCACAAGCCUCGCUACCAGGGCAUCAAGCGCCUCAGCCAGUUCCGCGAUCAGCUCCACACCCUCGGCGAGGUCGUGGAGAAGCUCGAGAAGAACAAAGAGAAGUUCCAGAAGAUUGUCGGCGACAUCAACGGCGAGCUUGAUACGGCUAUCAACAAGAUCAAGACCUCAGACUCGAUCACCCGUGAUGACAUCAACAACCUUGCCAAGGGCAUGGAGGACAAGAUGGAGAAGCAGCUGGCUGCUAUCCGCAAGGAGCAGGAGAAGCAAAAGCUUCAGGCCGAGGCGGACCGUUUGAAGAAGCUGGCCGAGGAGAAGGAACGCCAGCGUAAGCAACGUGAGGACGAGGAGCGCGAACGCCAGGCUGCCGAGGAGGAGGCCCGUCGUGUCAAGGACAUGGAGGCCCAGGCAAAGAAGGAGGCCGACGAGGAAGCUAAGCGCAUGGAGCAACUCCGCAUCCAGAAGGAGAAGGAGGAGCACAACGCCAAGCUUCAGCAGAAGCGCUCCGAGGAAGCCAAGCGCGAGGCUGAAGAGCAGGCCCGUGCCGAGCAGGAACGCCGUGACCAGGAACUGGCCAUGCGUUUGGCCCAGGAUCAGGCCAACCCUGAUCAGGCCCUUACGGAUGAGGCUCGUGAGGCCAUUGCCAAGGGCCCCGCCGUUAAGCGCAAGAACCUGCGUGCCGUUACCCACUCGAGCAAGAACGUCGAGAAGGCGCACAAGCGCCACGACCUCAGCAAGUGGAAGUAUGCCGAUCUCCGCGACACGAUCAACACGUCGUGCGACAUUGACCUGCUCGAGGCUUGCCGUGAGGAGUUCCAUCGUCGUCUGAAGGUAUACCACGCUUGGAAGAUGAAGAACCAGCAGAAGCAGGCUGCUCAGCAGUCGCGCACGCCCUCUGCUCUGCACCAGGCGGCUACAUCGCGCUCGGCGGCCCCUGCGCCCCCGGCCAAGGCCAAGGCCAAGAAAGGCGAGCUGCCCCAGCGCUACUUCCGCAUCCCCUUUGUUCGUCCCGAUCAGGACAAGAAGGCUGGUUACCAGAAGAAGGGCUGGUGGUUCGCUCACUUCCACGGUCAGUGGAUCGCCCGCCAGAUGGAGCUGCACCCCGACAAGCCCCCGGUCCUUCUCGUGGCUGGCAAGGACGACAUGGAGAUGUGCGAGCUCAGCCUCGACGAGACAGGUCUGUCCCGCAAGCGCGGUGCUGAGAUUCUGGCUCGCGAGUUCGAGGAGGAGUGGAAGAAGCACGGCGGCCAGCCCUAUGUCGUGGCCACGCCUGCCAAGAAGUAAACACUUUUGUCGUCGCUUCAGGAUGGACGUGUGGGGUCCAGUUGCGUUGCCGAAUCAGUUUGUUUGUUAAUUUUUGUACUGAUUGGCUUACGCUUUAGUGUUUGCGUUGGCUUCUUGUUCCUUUCUUUCUAAAUGUUACUGCGGCGAGGUGUUGCCCUUUUUUGUUAAGCACGGAACACGAUGACCCGCCCUCAAAUGACAACUGUUUACGAAUUGAGACCCUUGGUUUU